Aspergillus sclerotioniger CBS 115572 is the source of this 468-nucleotide messenger RNA. RefSeq lists its product as uncharacterized. NCBI's taxonomy places the organism in Eukaryota, Fungi, Ascomycota, Eurotiomycetes, Eurotiales, Aspergillaceae. The record is from RefSeq and is a predicted model, not a curated record. The transcript has a single exon. Bases 155 to 394 code for a protein of 79 amino acids.
CAACAGGCCCCUAUUAUUAUGGAUCAAGGGAUGUUGGUUCAUGGUUGCGGUGGUUCUCCACGGAGACUGGCUAUGACGCAGCGGAGGUGUUGAUCCAACCAAGUGACCAGCCCUACGUCCCGUGUUGGAGCACGACCGCUUGAUCUGGUCGGAUAUGGAUCUUUGUACCUUAAGCCAGGAGUUACUUGGAGUCAUAGGCUCAUUGCGUCUCUUUGGAAUCCUGGGAUCGAGUGCAGCUCUCGCCUGCCAUUAUCCUACUGUGUGCCCAGGAUGGACCGUCGUGUCCGAGCUGGUAUCACCCGUACAGUGCAGCGUGCCAUCGGGUGUGACAACGCAGGCACCGCCCGACUGGGAUAAUGAGACGGAGUUCUUGGCUUCAUCAAAAUCUUCAUGAUAGCCUGACAGGCUAGCAAUGCACAGUAAUCAUCAGGUAACGAGAACCCACGGGGUGUCUGGGGGAAUCAGGAG